Solenopsis invicta (red fire ant) is the source of this 5336-nucleotide messenger RNA. It is a transcript of the gene SppL, whose product is annotated as signal peptide peptidase-like 3. The transcript has 6 exons. The record is from RefSeq and is a predicted model, not a curated record. Gene Ontology annotation, biological process: membrane protein proteolysis. Lineage: Eukaryota; Metazoa; Arthropoda; Insecta; Hymenoptera; Formicidae. Gene Ontology annotation, cellular component: Golgi-associated vesicle membrane; lumenal side of endoplasmic reticulum membrane; cytoplasmic side of endoplasmic reticulum membrane. Gene Ontology annotation, molecular function: aspartic endopeptidase activity, intramembrane cleaving. Bases 1064 to 2248 code for a protein of 394 amino acids.
UCUCGCGCGCGCCGACAGAUGCACUCAGCGUGUCGUUGUACGGUCCCGUUUUCGCUCGUAAGACAGCCCGCGGUAGGCCGAUGAGGUGAUGCGAAGUCCUGUGGCAGGUCCAGAUUUCGGAUCACCCAGGUGAGAGAGCCUCGUGUUGCGUGUCGCGGCGAGAUCUGGCGAGAUCUCGGUCGCGAGGUGAGCGAGAGCGAUUUUCCGGGGUGAAGGGAGCAGGUGAACCUCUCACGCGGCGGGGAAGGAGGGGGACAGGUCCAGCGAGGGAUCACGUGACCCAUGUGUUUACCAAAAUGGUGAACGUCCGUAGUGCGAUACGAACGGCACCGCGUUCCGUCCGCACGGGAGCGGCCGCGCGGCGCUCGGAUGCGUAAAUAGCCGCGAUCAGCUGUGCUACGUGCGCCGAGCGGAGAGAGAGAGACAGAGAAAAAGAGAGGGAGCGCACACGCAGUACUUUGGCGUUCCGAUCGUACGGCGUCGUCGCCGUCGUCUCAACACGGCGUCGCGCGUCGCGUCCCGGACGAGUCGAUCCGUGCGCGUCGAUCCUCGCCGUCGGCCGCCGAGGCUCGUUUUCCCUCGUUUUCUUUUCGGCAGGCGUUCUCCUCGCCGUCGCGCGACGCACACGCUCACGCGGGCGAAAGUUCGAAAGUGGACGCGAGCGAUCGCGGGAGAUGCCAGGAGCCGACGCGGAGGCGGUCACGGUACGACGGUCGCCUCCUAGUCGCGCGAUGGUAUUACGCUAAAUCGAGCUACAUCUCGCGAUGCCGCCGACGUACGUUCGUCUCGUUGUGCCGAGCUCGUCCUCGAUCCGCGCGCCAUCCGCACCGUAAGCUCACCCUAGCAUCUUUCGUUUCCUUACAUCGCGCCGCCAAGGGGGUGACCCGAGGCUUCCACAGGCCUAAUUCCAUUAAUCGCCAAUAAUGCUGAACUCGUGGCACAUCAGCAGCAGAUGAUCUCCGAUAUAGGUUAGUGCGAGUGAGAAGCACUUCAACAACGGACAUCUAAAUGUCAGGAGGUAUCCUCGCAUAACGCUGAGUGCUGCGGCCAGGCAUUGUUAAUCAUGGCCACGUAUCAAGUCGACUACCAGUGGGCUUAUUCCAUAAUGGAUUCAUCCAGGAUAUCCACUUUCCUAAUAUCAAUUCUACUGAUAGUUUACGGUAGUUUCCGAUCUCUAAACAUGGAGCAGGAGGCGAGGGAAAGAGAAAAGGAGAAGGAACGUAGUAAUUUAUUAACUGGGAUUACGAGUAACAGCAGCGCCGGUAACCCGGACGGCGUCAGCGGAGGAAGAGUCCAAACUCUCGAUACGAUGCAUGCUCUCUGUCUACCUCUCGGUGCUUCCAUUUCUCUACUCGUCAUGUUUUUCUUUUUCGACAGUAUGCAGAUGCUUCUUGCAAUUUGUACAGCCAUUAUAGCUACAGUUGCAUUGGCGUUUCUUUUAUUACCCAUGUGUCAGUAUAUUAUUAGACCAUGUUCUGACGGUAACAAAAUAUCCUUCGGCGUCUGCGGGAGAUUUACGGGUGCGGAAUUACUCUCGUUUUCGCUCAGUGUGAGUAUAGUAUGCAUCUGGGUCUUGACCGGGCACUGGCUGCUGAUGGACGCGAUGGGCAUGGGCCUGUGCGUGGCAUUUAUCGCAUUUGUUCGACUACCUAGUCUCAAGGUAUCCACGUUGUUGUUAACUGGACUGCUGAUUUAUGAUGUCUUCUGGGUUUUCUUUUCAUCCUAUAUAUUCAGCACAAACGUAAUGGUUAAGGUAGCAACUAGGCCUGCAGAUAAUCCAGUAAGUCUCGUGGCUAGAAGAUUACACUUAGGCGGUGUGGCAAGAGCCGCGCCAAAACUACCUUUACCUGGAAAACUUGUUUUCCCCUCGAUGCAUCAAGCGGGACAUUUUUCGAUGUUGGGCCUCGGCGACGUUGUCAUGCCAGGUCUUCUGCUCUGUUUUGUUCUGCGAUACGACGCAUAUAAAAAGACUCAGUUAUUGCCCGGUGGCUGUGAAACUGGAGUACCACCACCGCGCCACUUCAGCCGAAUUAGCUAUUUUCAUUGCUCCUUGAUCGGUUAUUUUCUUGGUCUACUUACCGCCACUGUAAGCUCUGAGGUGUUCAAAGCUGCGCAGCCUGCCUUAUUGUACCUUGUGCCCUUCACUUUAUUGCCGUUGCUCACGAUGGCAUAUUUGAAGGGAGACUUGCGUCGAAUGUGGAGUGAACCAUUCAUAUCUCAACAACCUUCGAAACAUAUGGACGUUUGACAAGAGUCAUGGAUCUCUGUAUAUUGUGUUGCAUUGGAGGCAAAAUUCUUGCAUUGAGAUUCACCAUCAUAUAACUUCACACUCUUAUUUUCAUCAAUGUCAUUUAAUGUAAGUAAUUUUUUCUACACAUACUCACAUGUGCGCAAUUCAUUUGCAUUCUUUUUAAAGUCAAUAUGACAUACAGAGAGUAAAUCAGAUCUAAAUCAGAUCAAUAUGAUUAUUUGCGACGCAAAAAUACAUGUAAAAAUACAUUAUACCACAUAAAUAAUUUAAAUGUAAUAUAAUGUCACGAAUGUAAUGUUAACGGUGCGCAAAGGAAGACUUUUUACUGAAACAAUAGAGGGCAAAAAGGUCUCUGAGAAUAUUUCUGGAAUGCCAAAUGACACGUAUAUUAUUGGCAUUCUUUCUGUGUCUUAACUUGAUGUUGAGUAUAUGGAUAGAUAUUGUGCACAGUAGAUAAUGCAAUCAAUAAUUAUCGUCAUUUCGAGCUACUAAGUAAUAGCUAAAGACUAUGUAUCACGUGGUUAAUUUAAUGAACAAAGAAAGAUCUUUUACUUCUACUAAAGAGUAAAAAUAAAAGGGAGAGAAGUAGAGGUAAAUAGAAAGAAAUAACAUAUUCUCGAAAUAUUUACUUUCAAUCGAACAAAUCAUAGAGAAUUAAAUAUUAUUUCCAUAAAAUUCAGUUACAAAUGACUGGGAAGAAUACUAUUUUAGUUUAUUGUAAUCAAUCAGAAUCGAAUUACUUGCAAAUGUGUAGCUAUGAAUAGGAUAAUUUAUAAACUGUUUGAAUAUUUAGGUAAGAAUCCAAACACAUGUACGUGUAGGUUGUGACUUUGUUUUAAAGUUGAUUUAAUGCUGAACAAGGUAGUAAUAUUAAAAAUAAUUAUAUUGUAUAUAUUUAUUAUCAUUUUUUCGUAAACUUUUAAGGGGGCACAAAGUUUUGCGAUAUUUGAUAAUCAAUGACACGCUUUUCGAUACCAUUUUUUGUUUUGCUUGUUUGUUAAUAAGUCAUAUCUUUUUCGGAAGUAAAAUUUAUUAUCAUUUUCAAUGUAUAAGUAGAAGAUAAACUGCGUUGUUAAAGAUAAUUACAGGAAGUGUUUGUUUAAACAAGAAGGCUUUCUACAGGAGCUCUUGCUAUGGAUAGGAUCUACUAUCAGAAAGACUUUAUAUGUUUAUUUAAGGACAAGACUGAAAAUAAUAUGUACGAAAGCCAAUUUAUUAAGUAAUUCUUCUGACCGAGAAACGAGUUUUUCCAUUCUACCAUUCUCUUAGAUCAAUCUAUAAUAUCGUAGAGAUUAAUAAGAAAUAGCAUAAUAUUCUAAUAUAAUAAUAUUAUACUACGUAUCUAAGAGAGGUGGAAUUAACUACUCUUUCAUAUAUUGUUUCUUACAAUACAUUAUGUAAAACUCAUAAUCACAGAUCAAUUACAUAUUUAACGAUUGCUUGACUCAUUCUUUUAUAUCAUCAUACUCAACGAAUUGUUAAAUUAUACAUCAGAAUGAUUGUUCAUAGUUCACUUUGGAGAUAAAUAUUAUCCUCACAAAGUUUUUAAAAUAGUACUUUUUCAAUCGGAUAGAAAAAUACAAUAGAGAUGAUUUAUUCAAUAUUUUGAACUAAUUUAAUCUGUAUGUUAAUAUAGGAACACAUACAUUUGUAUAUUAAUACAGAAAAACAAAAUCUCAAUUUUAUUUUACGAAGAAAAGACAUUUCUAGUAUCUUGUUAAUUUUGUAAUAGUUGUAUCUUUAACAUUAUUUUAUUCUUCAUUUAUCUACCUGUCCAUAGCACAAGCAAUUUAUUCUCCAUCAUAUGUAUUAACUGAAUGAUUUUUUUUAUAUUUUAUAAUAAUCACAUAAAAUAAAAAAUAAAAUAUAUUUUAAUUACUUCCAUUAUCUUAUCAGAAAAUUACGAAGAUAAUUUUUAAAAUGAUUUUAACCAAUUUUUAAUCAAUUUAGCAUAAUAUAUUAAAGAGUAAUUUUCGACAGUUGCUAAUGCUCAAAUCAUCAAUUUAUCACUAUACAGUAUUUUUUUUUAUUUCUAUUUUAGUUACGUACACUGCAACAUGACAUUUAUAUUUCAGUAUAAUGUAUAUUUUGAUUUGUUUUCUCUUCCAAUGUACAUACGAAUAAUCAAGAGGCAAGCUUCACAAUAAAAUCCGCCUCCCGCAAAGAGAUUUUGCUUAUUAAGCAAAUAAUCGAAUGCAAUGAAUUUUGAAUAUGACAUAGCAUAUAUCUUUAAGAAAACGUUCAAGUUUUUGGACAUAGAUUAGUGCAAUAUAAUUUAUAAUUUAUAUCGCGACAAAUAUCAUAUAAUACUUUUGUUGUACUAAAGUAAUUAUAUUUCUCCGUUUUUGCUUACAACGAGUCCUUCGAUCGAUGAGUGUUUUUGUACAAAAGAAGUUAAGGUAUAUUAUAGAAACCGUUUAUAGUAAGAUUGCAACUUAGUUUAUGGUAAAAACGAGAGAUACAUUCAUUAUACAGUACCUUAAUUUUUUUCCUAAAAAACUAUGUUUUUUGCUGAAUAUCGUGAACUGACGAUUUAUUUGUUGACAAAAAUUUUUUUUAUAAAUUUAUUUGUUAAUAAAAAUUAUGUAAAUUAGAAAAUGUACAUAAAAUAAGUACUCAACUAUUCUUCAGUUUUUCCACAAACUAAGUGACGCGAUAAAAAAGAUACUAUAUAUAUAUAUAUAUAUAUAUAUGUACACUAUAUAUAUAUAUAUAUACACUAUAUAUACUAUAUAUAUAUAUAUAUAUAUGUGUACACUAUAUAUAUAUAUACACUAUAUAUACUAUAUAUAUAUAUAUAUAUAUAUAUAUAUAUAUAUAUAUAUAUAUAUAUAUAUUAGUGAUAUGACGUAUGAUAGUGACAGAAUGAUCAAGGAACAGGUUUAAAUAAAAAUCAAGAGUUAAACCGUAUACACACAGAUAUUAUUAAAUGCUGGAUAUUAUAUAGGUAAUAUACUAAAGAGCACUUGCUUGUACUGUUGCAAUUCUCGACUUGCAUGUGUACAGCUAUGUACAUUUUUAUAUAUAAUAAAACCUGACCAUUUUCAUAUGGUCGCGUUUGAAAAGUAAAGUUAUUGAUAACAAA